AAGGACAAAGUUGCAAUAUUAAACAAACCUUAAGGGCAAAUUCAGAACCUACAUUUUAUAUAAAGUCCAGGUGCCACUCCACUUGAAUGCAAUUCUCUAUUAUCAAACACACUAAUAUACCUUUCAAUCUCUACAAUGGCGAUGGCUUUCAAGAUGGCAACCACUGGAAUGUGGGUGACGGAUGAAUGCAAGAACUCGUUCAUGGAGAUGAAGUGGAAGAGGGUCCACAGGUUCAUAGUGUUCAAGAUCGAUGAGAAAUCCAGGCUGGUGACCGUCGAUAAGGUCGGUGGCCCCGGCGAGGGCUACGAUGAGCUCGCUGCUUCCUUGCCCAACGAUGAUUGUAGAUAUGCCGUCUUCGACUUCGACUUUGUCACCGUCGAUAAUUGCCGGAAAAGCAAGAUCUUCUUCAUUGCAUGGUCUCCCACAGAAUCAAGAAUUAGAGCAAAAAUGCUGUAUGCAACCUCCAAGGAUGGAUUGAGGAGAGUGCUAGAUGGCAUCCAUUAUGAACUCCAAGCAACUGAUCCAACUGAGAUGGGCUUUGAUGUCAUAAGAGACAGAGCCAAAUAAAUAUGAAUAUAAUAUAAUAUAUUUACAAUAUUAGCUUAAUAAUUAUAUA
Messenger RNA from Hevea brasiliensis (rubber tree), 616 nucleotides. Its product is annotated as actin-depolymerizing factor 5-like. Gene Ontology annotation, biological process: actin filament depolymerization; actin filament bundle assembly. NCBI's taxonomy places the organism in Eukaryota, Viridiplantae, Streptophyta, Magnoliopsida, Malpighiales, Euphorbiaceae. The record is from RefSeq and is a predicted model, not a curated record. The transcript has 3 exons. Gene Ontology annotation, cellular component: cytoplasm; actin cytoskeleton. The coding region runs from base 136 to 567 and encodes 143 amino acids. Gene Ontology annotation, molecular function: actin filament binding.